AUGCUGUCCACAUCGACUGCCUCGGAGCGCUGGUCCCUUCUGGAGGCAGACACAUCCGCCGAACUAUCGUCUCUAGCCGCCCUCUCCGGUACCAUUCGGCCCAACAACGUGGCCAUCCUCGUGCAGACGAACGAAGACGACACGUCGUCACCGGCCGCCGCCAACGUCGUCUCCCUCAGCCGCCUUCUGGACGUCGACGUUGGCGUCUGUCUCGAGUUGACUGACCGGAGGCAGAAAAGCGGACCUCUCGCCUGCGCUACACCGAUCAGUCUGACGAGUGUGACGCCAAACCUGAGCGCUGUUCUUGCGCCCGAGGCUCGAGUUGCGUCGUUGCAACGUCGCGCCUCGUGGCAGAAUGGACGUCUGAUGCGUUGGCGGAUGGCCGAAAUGUCGGACGACUCGAGUUUGCCGACGUGGAGUUGGCAGUUGGGCCGAAGAGCCACCGGUUUGCUGUCUCACGACUGCCCGGCCUGGACGGGCCAGCCGGGCAGCGCAACCUCUCUUGUCUACUGGCGUUGGCAACGAGAUCUGUACCAGUUGAGCCUGAACGACAGGAUCCGAUUGGCUGACGAGGCGUCCGAGGCGUCUGAGGCGUCCGAGACGUCAGAAAUGUUCGAGGCUGUGGCGGAUCGAGAGUGGCGUAAGCGUCUGCGGAGCGUACCAACCCUUUUUCUCAAUUCAGCCGGUUGCCAAGGUGACGACAGUUGA
Molecule: messenger RNA, 708 nt
Organism: Protopolystoma xenopodis
Lineage: Eukaryota; Metazoa; Platyhelminthes; Monogenea; Polystomatidea; Polystomatidae
Source: the annotation of a GenBank genome assembly